Condylura cristata (star-nosed mole) is the source of this 2186-nucleotide messenger RNA. It is a transcript of the gene APLP1, whose product is annotated as amyloid beta (A4) precursor-like protein 1. The record is from RefSeq and is a predicted model, not a curated record. Gene Ontology annotation, biological process: axonogenesis; central nervous system development. Gene Ontology annotation, cellular component: Golgi apparatus; plasma membrane. NCBI's taxonomy places the organism in Eukaryota, Metazoa, Chordata, Mammalia, Eulipotyphla, Talpidae. Gene Ontology annotation, molecular function: alpha-2C adrenergic receptor binding; heparin binding; alpha-2A adrenergic receptor binding.
UCUGGGAUCCUAGGGAGCAAAGGACGGGGUGACCCUCAUGCCAGCGUCUCCCGAGCCCUUGCCGAUCCCUCCGCCUCCCUCCAGGCGCCGGGGUCGGCCCAAGUGACGGGACUAUGCGGGCAUCUAACCCUUCACCGCGACCUGCGCACCGGCCGCUGGGAGCCCGACCCUCAGCUUUCGCGGCGGUGUCUCCGGGACCCGCAGCGCGUGCUGGAGUACUGCAGACAGAUGUACCCGGAGCUGCAGAUAGCACGCGUGGAACAGGCCACGCAGGCCAUCCCCAUGGAGCACUGGUGCGGGGAUGUCCGGAGUGGCCGCUGCGCCCACCCCCACCACCAGGUUGUGCCUUUCCGCUGCCUGCCCGGUGAAUUCGUGAGCGAGGCCCUGCUGGUACCUGAAGGCUGCCGGUUCCUACACCAGGAGCGCAUGGACCAGUGCGAGAGUUCCACCCGGAGGCACCAGGAGGCGCAGGAGGCCUGCAGCUCCCAGGGCCUCAUCCUGCACGGCUCAGGCAUGCUCUUGCCCUGCGGUGCCGACCGGUUCAGAGGUGUGGAGUACGUGUGCUGCCCGCCCCCAGCGACCCCUGACCCAGCGGGAGCAGCAGAUGGGGACCCCUCCACCCGGUCCUGGCCCCCGGGGGGCAGAGUAGCAGCGAGUGAAGAUGAGGAAGAAGAGGAACCCUUCCUCCAGCCAGUAGAUGAUUACUUCGUGGAGCCCCCACGGGCUGAAGAGGAAGAGGAGAGAGCCCCAGCCUCAAGCUCCCAGACCCCUGCAGGGGUCAGUAAAGUGACUCCGACCGCGAGGCCCACAGAUGGUGUGGAUGUGUAUUUUGGCAUGCCUGGAGAAAUCAGCGAGCACGAGGGGUUCCUUCGGGCCAAGAUGGAUCUGGAGGAGCGCAGAAUGCGCCAGAUUAAUGAGGUGAUGCGUGAAUGGGCCAUGGCAGACAAUCAGUCCAAGAACCUGCCCAAAGCCGACAGGCAGGCCCUGAACGAGCACUUCCAGUCCAUUCUGCAGACCCUGGAGGAGCAGGUGUCUGGGGAGCGGCAGCGCCUGGUGGAGACCCAUGCGGCGCGGGUCAUCGCCCUUAUCAACGACCAGCGCCGAGGGGCCCUGGAAGGUUUCCUGGCGGCCCUGCAGGGGGAUCCGCCCCAGGCGGAGCGCAUCCUGCUGGCCCUGCGGCGGUACCUGCGCGCGGAGCAGAAGGAGCAGCGGCACACGCUGCGGCACUACCAGCACGUGGCCGCCGUGGACCCCGAGAAGGCCCAGCAGAUGCGCUUCCAGGUGCAAACCCACCUUCAAGUCAUCCAGGAGAGGAUGAACCAGAGCCUGGGGCUGCUUGACCAGAACCCCCACUUGGCGCAGGAACUGCGGCCCCAAAUCCAGGAGCUUCUCCACUCUGAGCACCUGGGCCCCAGUGACUUGGAAGGCCCCGCCCCCGCGGGCAGCAGUGAAGACAAGGGCGCCCUGCAGUCUCUGGAUCCCAAGGACGGGUCCACAGAACAAGAUGCUACAUCCCCUGGGAAAGAGAAGAUGUCUCCCCUGGAGCAGUAUGAGCGAAAGGUGAAUAUGUCUGUUCCAAGGGGUUUUCCUUUCCACUCAUCAGAGAUCCAGAGAGAUGAGCUGGCCCCAGCAGGGACAGGCGUGUCCCGGGAGGCUGUGUCUGGACUACUGAUCAUGGGAGCAGGUGGGGGCUCCCUGAUUGUCCUCUCCAUGCUGCUGCUGCGCAGAAAGAAGCCCUAUGGGACUAUCAGCCACGGAGUGGUGGAGGUGGACCCCAUGCUCACCCUGGAGGAGCAGCAGCUCCGUGAACUGCAGCGUCAUGGCUAUGAGAACCCCACCUACCGCUUCCUAGAGGAACGACCCUGAACCAGCUCCUGUCACCCUUUGGCUGAGUGCUGGAAACCCAAUUCCCAGCCCGGGGGAGGGGAUCUUGAAAAAGUUCAUUUCACACCCUUUGUAAAGGGGCUGGAAAUUCUUAUUUCCCCGUUCCAAUUCCAAAUUCCAUCCCUAAGAAAUCCCCAGGUAUUCCUACCUGUCUCCCUGCUUGGGACCUCAUUUUAAUUUAUUUUGUACGUUAAUUUAUUGUUCUUAAAGUGACCUCCAGUUUGGUUCCAGUGUCUGUUGUUCCCUGGAAUUCACCCGCCCAGUGUCCCCCAUUAACAUCCCAAUAAAAUCCUCUUACUCAC